Lathyrus sativus (Indian pea) is the source of this 816-nucleotide messenger RNA. NCBI's taxonomy places the organism in Eukaryota, Viridiplantae, Streptophyta, Magnoliopsida, Fabales, Fabaceae. The record is from the annotation of a GenBank genome assembly.
AUGGAACUUCAGCACCUUGUCAUUUUCAUCUCAGUUCUUUCUCUUGCAUUAGGUGGAGAAAGCCAUGCAUCAGUGGUUCCUGAAGAAGAAUAUUGGGAAGCUGUUUGGCCUAACACUCCCAUUCCCAAUUCUCUCCGAGAUUUUGUAAAGCAUGUCCCUCAGGGUAAUGAAAUUGAUGACCUCCCCAUGGAAAUCGACGAUACUCAAUACCCAAUGACUUUUUUCUAUGAACAUGAACUUUAUCCCGGAAACACUAUGAACGUGCAAUUCAGAAAAAAUCCCUUUGCACAACCUUAUGGUUUUUUGUUUUAUAUGGGCGACAAUAAAAAGGAAAGAUAUACUUUUAAUGAUGUAUGUGUAAAGAGUGAACCAAUCAAAGGCGAACAAAAAUUUUGUGCAAAAUCCUUAAAAUCAUUAAUUGGAUUUACAAUUUCAAAACUUGGAAAUAACAUUCAACCACUCUCGAGCUCCUUCAUAAGUAAACACCAACAAUACAAAAUAGAGUCAAUGAUAAAUCUUGGAGAAAAAGCUGUCAUGUGUCACAGGUUAAAUUUUCAAAAGGUGGUAUUUUAUUGUCAUGAAGUUCACGGAACAACAACUUUCAUGGUUCCAUUGGUUGCUAAUGAUGGAACCAAAACACAGGCACUAGUUGUUUGCCAUACUAAUACUUCAGGCAUGGAUCAUGAAAUGCUUCUUCAGGUUAUGAGAGGAGAUCCUGGUAAUAAACCUGUAUGUCAUUUCCUUGGAAAUAAGGCUAUUAUGUGGGUACCUAAUUUAGUUGUGGACAGUGACUACAGUGCCAAUCAUGUUGUUUAG